Molecule: messenger RNA, 1624 nt
Organism: Quercus robur (English oak)
Lineage: Eukaryota; Viridiplantae; Streptophyta; Magnoliopsida; Fagales; Fagaceae
Exons: 2
Coding region: 64-1404 (446 amino acids)
Source: RefSeq, a predicted model, not a curated record
UAGAAAAUCAACAUAAGGAGAAGAGAAAUAAAAACAAAAACAGUGGGAUUGAACAUCAUAGAGAUGGGCAAAAGAAAGUUAUACAUUUUGGUGGCUUUCUUAAUUAUACUUCUCUCCAUGGAUGCCAUUUUUGCUCAGGGCCAAGGCAAUGGCAAUGGCAAUAACAACAACGGCAAUGGUAAUGGCAAUAACAACAACGGUAACAACAAUGGCAAUAACAACAAUGGCAAUGGUAAUGGUAAUAGCAACAACGGCAAUAACAAUGGCAACGGUAACAAUGGCAAUGGCAAUGGAAAUGGCAAUAGUAGCAAUGGCAAUGGCAGCAGUGGUAGUGGUAACGGCAAUGGCAACAAUGGCAAUAAUAAUGGUAAUGGCAACAAUGGUAAUGGUAAUGGCAACGGCAACAAUGGCAAUAAUAAUGGUAAUGGCAACAGUGGUAAUGGCAAUGGGAAUGGCAACAAGAAUAGUACUGCACCCGCAGAUUAUGAUGUGUUGACACCAACACCAAAAACAGGACAGGAACGAGCCUUUUGCAAAGCUAGAGGAGCUUGUUACGGCAAAACCCUUGUGUGUCCAUCUCAAUGUGCACAGAGGAAACCCAAGCAAAACAAGAAAAAGAAGGGAUGCUAUAUUGAUUGCAGUAGCAAGUGUGAAGCCACUUGCAAGCAUAGAAGAGCAAAUUGCAAUGGAUAUGGCUCCAUAUGCUAUGAUCCUAGGUUUAUUGGUGGGGAUGGUGUAAUGUUCUACUUCCAUGGAGCUAAGGGAGGAGAUUUUGCCAUUGUUUCAGAUGAAAACCUCCAAAUUAAUGCUCACUUCAUCGGAACCCGACCAGAAGGAAGGACUCGUGACUUUACAUGGGUCCAAGCCGUGGCCGUCAUGUUCGACACUCACAACCUUGUCAUUGCAGCAAAGAAAGUCUCACACUGGGAUAAAAAUUUUGAUGCUCUCACUGUAAGGUGGGAUGGUGAAGCAGUUAACAUCCCCAUUGAUGGAGAGGCUGAAUGGAGGACUAAUGGUGAAGAAAGAGAAGUCAUUGUGGAAAGAACCGAUGAUGCUAAUAAUAUAAGAGUUAGUGUUACUGGGUUGGUUCAAAUUGACAUUAGGGUGAGACCUAUUGGAGAAAAGGAAAACCGGGUUCACCACUACCACAUACCAGCCAAUGAUGCUUUUGCUCAUUUGGAGACACAGUUCAAGUUUUCCAACUUAUCAGAUUUUGUUGAAGGAGUGUUAGGCAAGACAUACAGGCCUGGCUAUGUUAGCCCUGUCAAGAUUGGUGUUCCCAUGCCAUUGAUGGGUGGGGAGGACAAAUAUCAUAUUCCAUCUCUCUAUUCACCUCUUUGCAAAGUCUGCAGGUUUCAGAGGCAGCCUGGAUUUGGUGCUAUAAAAGAAGUUGCUCAGUUCUAAUGAGUAAUGAGAAUCAAGAAAUAUAAACAUUGGUCUUUGUAGGUAAAAACAAAUGUGUUAAAACAUUUAUUUUAUUUUGGAUCUUCAUAUUUGUAUUUGUUGGAGCAUUGUGUUUGCACCAACAGUAUUUAAUUAAGAAUAAUAAAAUAAGGGCUGAACUGAAAAGUUAGCUCGUGAUAUAGUCAUUUUCAAAGGCUUGUCAUAUUUGUUUUUGGGAAAA